AUGUCUAUUUUUACUCUUGUUAUCUCUGAUCACAACUCAAUCACAUAUAAUAACGUAAAUAAUGGUUCAAUACUGACCGUCCGGUAUAUCAACCACUAUUUUUUCAUCUUUCUUCCGCUCUUCUACCUCUUCGUCCACUUUAAUCAGUUUCUCCGUCUCAUUCAAAUGACGGGUGAAAGUCGGGUUGAGUCAUAUCAGUCGGCACUGACCAGAGGCUGUCGUUGUAUUGAUCUCGAAGUUGUAGAUGGAGACAAUGGAGAGCCCAUUGUUUGCCACGGAUUGAGUGCAACGAUUCUGUUAAGAGAUGUUCUCCAGACUAUUCAGAAGUAUGCGUUCAAAACAACUCAAUAUCCUUUGAUCCUAUCGAUGGAAAUUCACUGCUCUUUUGAACAACAAAUAGUGAUCGCAUCCCUUAUAAGACAGAUAUUGAAAGAUUACUUAUACGACGGCGUUGUGGACAACAACAAGAGUCACUUGCCUUCGCCCGAAGCUUUG
Molecule: messenger RNA, 495 nt
Organism: Medioppia subpectinata
Lineage: Eukaryota; Metazoa; Arthropoda; Arachnida; Sarcoptiformes; Oppiidae
Source: the annotation of a GenBank genome assembly